Medicago truncatula (barrel medic) is the source of this 949-nucleotide messenger RNA. Its product is annotated as actin-depolymerizing factor 2. The transcript is spliced from 3 exons. The record is from RefSeq and is a predicted model, not a curated record. NCBI's taxonomy places the organism in Eukaryota, Viridiplantae, Streptophyta, Magnoliopsida, Fabales, Fabaceae. Gene Ontology annotation, biological process: actin filament depolymerization. The coding region runs from base 158 to 577 and encodes 139 amino acids. Gene Ontology annotation, cellular component: actin cytoskeleton. Gene Ontology annotation, molecular function: actin binding.
AUCUAUAAGACACUGUCACGCUCCUCCACACACCUUUUUCCUUCACAUUUCUCGUUCUCUUUCUCUCUCUCCGAUCGAAGAAACCAUCACACCUUUCUCCUAUAUCUUCUCCACAACCUUCGCUCCCAAUCAAUUCUCCAACAACCACAACUAACCCAUGGCAAAUGCAGCAUCUGGUAUGGCAGUCCAUGAUGACUGCAAGUUAAAGUUUAUGGAACUCAAGGCAAAAAGGACACACCGGUUCAUAGUGUAUAAGAUCGAGGAGAAACAGAAGCAAGUCAUUGUGGAAAAGCUUGGUGAGCCAGCCCAAGGCUAUGAAGAUUUCACUGCAUGCCUUCCUGCUGAUGAGUGUCGUUAUGCUGUUUAUGAUUUUGAGUAUCUGACAGAAGAGAAUGUCCCCAAAAGCAGAAUUUUUUUCAUUGGCUGGUCGCCUGAUACAGCAAGGGUGAGAAGCAAGAUGAUUUAUGCAAGCACCAAAGAAAGGUUCAAGAGGGAGCUGGAUGGAAUUCAAAUAGAGUUGCAGGCAACUGAUCCUACUGAAAUGGGUCUUGACGUGUUCAAAAGCCGUGCCAACUAAAUAAUGAUUCUGAAUAGUACAGGCUUUCUGGUGAGGGAGCUCCCCUUAAGCCUUAGUUAGUCAUAUUGAGAUAUCCAUAGUUUGUGGGUUGGUCAACUUGACUAGGUUAUGGUCUAAAAUUUUCCAAAAUUGUGGCAUAAAGUGUAUUGCACCUUCAACAGGCUUCUCUUGUUCCUGUGUAUUUUGUUAUGAUUUGUGAUUUAUACAAUCUUUUCGUUUGAGUGGCAUUUUAGUAUAUCCUUACUGGGUAAAUUUGUAACUGUUUUGUGUGAUGAUCAGACAACAAAUGGGGUUCGCCUUUUUUAAUAUUGACACUAGUCAUUCACUAAUGCCUUUUGACUUCAGUAAUUUCAUUUUUUUGUUUUUCUGGUA